UUUCUACAGCCUUACUUCGCGAUCAUGCACCACAACGCCGAUACAUCGAAUCAAGAACUGAAUAUUCUGACCCAAGAACCGGAGCCAUCCUCCGAGGAUGUGAAUCCCACUGGAGCCGUUAGUCUGGCUUUCCCCGAGGGUGGGCGCGAUGCAUGGACUUGUCUCCUGGGUUCUUCCUUGAUUAUGUUUCCUUCUUUCGGGUUUCAGACAGCUAUCGGAUCCGUGCAAGAUUACAUCGGUGUCAACCAGCUUGCUCGCUACAGCGUUCGAGAUGUUGGUUGGAUUACCGCCAUCUUCGUGUUCCUGACUCUGUUCCUCGGGGUUCAAGUCGGACCACUUUUCGAUCGCUAUGGGCCCCGAGUGCUGCUAGCUUGUGGCUCCCUUGCCAGCUUCUUGUCCUAUCUUCUUCUCGCCCAGUGCUCCAGGUACUGGCAUUUCAUCCUCUGUCUCAGUAUUCUGGGAGGGAUAUCCGCUGCCAUCGUGACGACCGUCUCGAUCAGUGUCUUGAGUCAUUGGUUCUUCCGUCGUCGUGGGCUCGCGUCGGGAAUUUGCAUGGCUGGUUCGUCUGCAGGCGGGGCCAUCUUACCCCUCAUCCUGCGUAAGUGCUUCAGUCAGUACGGUUGGACCUGGUCCAUUCGUAUCAUGGCCUUUGUUGCUCUGGCCUGCUACUCGCUGGGAAUGUUCCUUGUCAAGGGGCGUCUUCCGACCAGUACCCAGAAUCGCGCUAUAGUCGACUUCCAGGUGUUUCGUUCUCCUCGCUUUUGCUUCCUUGCCAUCGCCGUCUUCUCCUUCGAAUUCAUCAUCUUUGGCUGUGCCUCCCUUCUCCCAACAUACAUUCGUUACGCCGGUUUUUCUCUUGACAGCCAAUUCUACUCUCUCACUGUGCUCAACAGUAUGAGUCUGAUGGGCCGAGUGCUACCCGGUCUUGCUGCUGAUCUUUUCGGCCGGUUCAACACCCUUCUUUCCUUGGUGGUGAUGACACUCGUAGUGAUGGCUGCAGUCUGGAUUCCAGUCGGAUCUCGCGAUCAAGCAACCCUGUACACUGUGGUUGCUAUCUUUGGAUUUGGAUCCGGGGGGUGGAUCUCGCUGGCGCCGGUCUGUGCGGGACAGUUAUGUCGGACGGAGGAGUAUGGCCGCUUCUACGGGACCAUUUAUAGUGUCGCUGCAUUUGGAGGGCUGCUGACGGUUCCGAUCGGAGGGGAGUUGCUGCAGACGACUACACCGCAGGUGUUGGUGGGAUUUUAUGCAGCAGUGCUGGUAGUGGGUUUGGUGAGUGUCGUCUGUUCGCGGUGGGCGCUCUUGGAAUGGAAGUGGAGGUGGAAGGUGAAGGUCUAGAUCCGUAUUGAGUAUAGACCUGCGCUUCUCAAGCG
Molecule: messenger RNA, 1370 nt
Organism: Aspergillus uvarum CBS 121591
Lineage: Eukaryota; Fungi; Ascomycota; Eurotiomycetes; Eurotiales; Aspergillaceae
Product: putative MFS monocarboxylate transporter
Exons: 2
Coding region: 25-1335 (436 amino acids)
Biological process (GO): transmembrane transport
Cellular component (GO): fungal-type vacuole membrane
Molecular function (GO): transmembrane transporter activity
Source: RefSeq, a predicted model, not a curated record